This is a messenger RNA of Chanos chanos (milkfish), 3477 nucleotides long. It is a transcript of the gene rtel1, whose product is annotated as regulator of telomere elongation helicase 1. Gene Ontology annotation, cellular component: nucleus. Gene Ontology annotation, molecular function: DNA polymerase binding; ATP binding; DNA helicase activity. Gene Ontology annotation, biological process: DNA recombination; negative regulation of DNA recombination; regulation of double-strand break repair via homologous recombination. The transcript has 33 exons. The record is from RefSeq and is a predicted model, not a curated record. Lineage: Eukaryota; Metazoa; Chordata; Actinopteri; Gonorynchiformes; Chanidae. Bases 1 to 3477 code for a protein of 1158 amino acids.
AUGCCUCCUCUCACUUUGAGAGGAAUAACGGUGGAUUUCCCUUUUACUCCAUAUCCGUGCCAGAAGGAUUAUAUGAGUAAAGUGAUUGAAUGUUUGCAAAAUAAAGUUAAUGGAGUGCUUGAAAGCCCAACGGGAACGGGUAAAACCCUUUGCCUGUUAUGUGCCACGCUUGCCUGGAGGGAGCACUUUAAAGACACCAUCUCUGCCCGCAAAAUAGCAGAGAAAAUGGGAGGUGUUGAACUUUUCCCGGACAGGCCCUUGUCAUCGUGGGGAACGUCAGCUACAGAUGGGGACACCCCAGCUUAUUACACAGACAUGCCAAAGAUAAUCUAUGCAUCCAGGACCCAUUCUCAGCUGGCACAAGUCAUUAAUGAGUUGAAGAAUACAUCCUACAGGCCUAAAGUUUGUGUUCUGGGAUCUAGAGAGCAGUUUUGCAUCAAUCCAGACGUGAUGAGACAGGAAAGCAACCACAUCAAGGUCCAUAUGUGUAGAGCUAAAGUGUCAUCCCGUUCAUGUGUUUUCUACAACAAUGUUGAAGAGAAAAGCACAGAUAAAGAAAUCACGAAUUCUAUACUGGAUGUCGAAGAUCUUGUUAAAACUGGCAAGAAGCAAAGGGUUUGCCCAUACUAUCUGUCCCGGACGCUUAAACAGAAUGCAGACAUCAUCUUCAUGCCAUACAACUACCUCCUGGAUCCAAAGAGUCGUAGAGCUCACAACAUUGAACUGAAGGGAGCUGUGAUUAUUUUUGAUGAGGCACAUAAUGUGGAGAAGAUGUGUGAGGAGUCCACAUCUUUCGACCUCACCCCAUAUGACUUGAUCUCCGCCAUUGAAACAGUGGACAGAGUUUUAUCUGAACAGGCUAAGGAGAUUAGCCAUGGACAUACUGCUGAAGAUUUCAAUGUGGAUUCCCUAAACUCAGGGUUGAAACUAGACAUCACCACAAUUGCUAAGAUUAAACAAGUUCUCAUGGAUCUGGAGAAUGCCAUUAAUUCAUUUGAGAUGCCUGUAAGCAACCAAGGGAUCACUAAACCUGGAAGUUUCAUCUUCGAGCUGUUCCAAAAAGCCCAUGUCAGCUUUGACACCAAGACUGGUAUUGUGGAGGCCAUGGAGCAGAUCAUAGGAUAUUUAGCCGGGAGGCCGGGUGUGUUUCUGAACACCAGUGGACUCCAGAAAGUUGCAGAUAUAAUUCAGCUGGUAUUUGCCGUUGAUCCACAAGAGGGCAGUACAAGGGCAUAUCUGGAGAACAGUACACAACAGUUUAAGGUUCACAUUCAUCCGGAUAUAAGCAACAGCAGAAAAAAGCAGAGCACUGAUGUCUGGUCAGCUUCCUCUUCAAAGAAACAAGGGAACAUACUCAGUUACUGGUGCUUUUCUCCGGGCUUCAGCAUGCAAGAGUUAUGUAAGCAGGAAGUACGCUGCCUCAUUCUGACCAGUGGAACACUUUCUCCCCUCUCCUCCUUCACGUCCGAGAUGCAGAUACCUUUCCCCGUGUGUCUAGAAAACCCUCACGUGAUCGAACGUGACCAGAUCUUCGUCAGCAUUAUCGAUAAGGGACCUGACAGCAUUCAGCUGAGCUCAGCGUACGACAGGAGAUUUGUUCCAGAGAACAUGGCGUCCUUGGGAAACACUGUUGUAAACCUUGGUCGUGUUGUUCCCCAUGGCUUGCUUGUUUUCUUCCCUUCCUACCCAGUGAUGGAUAAAACUCUUGAGUUUUGGAGGGCCAAUGGACAUGCCGAUCGUAUUGAGAAUAUGAAGCCAAUGUUUGUCGAACCCAAGGGAAAAGGCACGUUCACAGAGAUAAUAGAUGCUUAUUACGACAAGGUCAAAGACCCCCAAUCCCGUGGAGGAAGUUUCUUUGCCGUCUGCAGGGGAAAGGCGAGUGAAGGGUUGGAUUUUGCAGACACGUACGGUCGAGGGGUGAUAAUCACGGGCCUCCCGUUCCCUCCCAGGAUGGACCCCAGAGUGCUCCUGAAGAUGCAGUACUUGGACGAGAUGUGUCGAAAGAAAACGGCCAACGUGAAGUAUUUGUCAGGACAAGAGUGGUACAGACAGCAAGCGUCCCGCGCUGUCAAUCAGGCCAUUGGGAGAGUGAUCCGUCACCGCCAGGACUAUGGUGCCAUCUUCCUGUGUGACCACAGGUUUAAGAAUAAUGAUGUCAAGGCUCAGCUGCCCUCCUGGGUUAAGCCUUACAUUCGUAUCCACGACAACUUCGGCACCGUGGUCCGUGAAGCAGCUCAGUUUUUCCGGGUUGCUCAGAAACUGAGGCCUCUGCCAGAGCGGACAGUGAAAGAGGUGAACUCUGAUGUCAUUGCCUCAGCAGAUACCAGCGGCGAGAGAUCUAGAAACACAACACAAAGCAGUUGGCUUAGCCGUCCCACGCAGAAAGCUAAAAUGUUAGAUUCUCACGUUCCCAGUCUGAAGAGGAGACGCGUAGAUGAGCAGAGUGGCGGAGAUGGAACAGCAAGACUCUGUAUCCAAUAUGAGACGGACAUGUCAUCCAGUAAAAAGAAACCGGUGGGACUGCUGGAUGCACUGGAACGCAGUGACUGGAAGACAGAGGAAGAAGAGGAUACCCCGGUGGGAGAGGAGAGGGCUAGUCGUUCGUCUACGCUCUCUCUUCAACACGAUAAACGUCUAGAUGAUGAAUCUCGAGGUGGGAAACGGAAAAUCAAAGUAGUUCAGGACCGGAAAUCCUCGGACGACAGCAAGGCGGCCAAAGGGAAGGCAUUCCUGGUGGAGCUGAAGAGAUGUUUGAGUCAAGAGAGUUUUAUGUCAGUCAUGCAAGCACUGCAAACCUACAAAGCCACAGACAACCUGGAAGAUCUUCUGACCAAGGCUGCCAACAUACUGACCACAGAUCCAAACACCCACAGUUUACUGAGAGGACUUUACCAGUUCAUUCGACCACAUCACAAGAGACAAUUUGAUGAGAGAUGUCAGCUUCUUACUGGCCAAGGCUGUGGCUAUAAGCCUGAACAUUCACUGACCAGGGAACAGAGAGAGUCACUCAUCCAACCAGAAGUAAAGACUGUCACUCCCGGUAUUGGCACAAGCUGCAGACAACUGGACUCAAGCAAACAGUUGAAUCUGGGGGGCUCACAUUUGAGCACUUGUAGUAUCGUUGAAGAUUUGAAAGAUCAGAGCCAACACCACCCUGACAGGGACUGUCAGAGUCAAAUGAGUUCCAUGCUGCUGACAGAUUUAAAAAAGGCUAUUGGCACUCAGAAAACAAAUCAGCUUUUCUUAGCCCUACAAACCUAUAAAAAAACGGACAAUUACGAUCAAAUGGUAACAACUGUUGUAAGUCUGUUAAGUGAGAGAGAUGAAGACCUGGGACUGCUCAAAAGGCUAAUGCCAUUCAUUCCAUCACAUCACAGUCAGAGGUUCAAGGAAACAUUGAUGGCUCUGAUGGGGAAUACCUCCAUACCCAGCAAUAAUGCAGAUAAACCUCCCAAUGGUCCAAACAAAGGAAUGUAA